UCAAUCAUUUUAUUUACUCCUGAAAUGCAAGAUGGCUUCCUUGAUUAUCUCAGAAGCUUCGGCACUGGAUACAUCUGCCCAGAAUAUAACUUCUUUGCACUAAAGAACUUUUCAGAACUUAGUGUGGACGGUGAAUGGAUAAACAUUCGAGUUGUACCAGCAAUUACGUAUUUUAAUACAAAAACUGUAGCCCCCAAAACAGAAUAUAGACCAGUUUAUCUGUGUGGGGUCUCUGCGGCUGCCGCUGCGGUGAGGCGGACGGUUCUCACAUUAACGGUCCAAAUGGCCGAACCGAGGAAAGUACCCUUUGUGACCGUGUCGGCUUUUAGCUCCGCAGCAGCCGCCGACCCACGGAACCCCCGACUGGAGGCCGACGCCGUAGAAUGUCCCGGGAUAAAUGGGCGGUCUGGGGGUGCGGAGAUUGGGGCCGGGGUCAGCUCCGGUUUGCCAGGUACCGAUGCGGCCGGUGACAGGGGCGAUGGCGGCCCGAGGCGCAUCACGGUGCGGCUCAACCUCCGCCUCUCCGAGCCCAGCGCUCGGCGAUCCGCCGAGUUCAGCUACGCGGAGCUGGUCCAGUCCUCCGAGACAAGAAAGCCCCUUGAAAGACUCACACCUGCCUUUGACCCAAGUGACCCCUUUGCAGACGAGGAGAGGGAGAGACGAGAAGUUGAGGGGCUGGCCAGGAAAUUCGAGAGCAAAUACGGCACUUCUAGUAGGAGGAGAAGGACAGACCGAAUGCAGGACCUGAUUGACAUCGGCUUCGGCUAUGACGAAAGUGACUCCUUUAUAGACAACUCAGAAGCUUAUGAUGAGCUGGUUCCAGCCUCCCUAACCACCAAGCUCGGAGGAUUCUACAUCAACACUGGGACCCUGCAGUUCCGGGCAGCUUCUGAAUCUGAAGGGGAGGAAGCUGGAAGAGAAAAAAAAGGCUUCCAGAAGCUGAAAGGCGGAGAGGAACGAGUGGUUAGGAAAAGGAAGAAGAAGCAAGAUGGUAGCAAUGCGGAGGAAAAGAAGGUCAAAAAGGUCAAAGAGCCCAAACAGAGAGUUCUGUCUUUGAAUGCCCAUCGACCGGAGAAGAAAAAGCGGAAACAGCUGAUGAAAGACUCCCUCAGUCUGGCCGCUAUGGUCCGCCGCCUCACACCGGACAAGGGCUCCAGCGGAGGGUGCCGGACCCCAAACGGGACACCAGCGCCCCGCGUGCCUCCACACCCCCACCCCCACCCCGUGCCCCAUGUGACCCCUCCCUCCACCCACCUGUCGCUAGACCCCGCCUUGAUGUCGCUGCUGCACUCGACCAAGGGCAGCCCCCUGCUGCAGAACCUUGUGGGUGACCUUGACCUGUCCCAACUGGACCGUCCGCUGCCCCCUAGUUCUGUCCAGGGGGAGAACGGACUUCCAGUAGCAGGGGUGGGUCAGAAGUCGUGCGGGGCUGUCUUACCGAAGGCCCAGGGGCCUCAAGGGUUGAGUGCUGGCCUCCUGAAACCUCCAACGCUCCCCAGCGGCCUGCCUGGUUCCCUCGUGAAGCGCAUUGAAGAUCUCCGAGUGGCAUCUCGUCAGUUCGAUGAGGAAGGGAGGAAGAAAUUCUUCACUUUGGAGAUGAACAACGUCCUUCUGGACAUUGAGCUGCAGGUGCAGAAGCACCCCAUGUCUGUGCGCUCUGCUGUCUACUCACACCUAGAGGCAUUCGUGCCCUGCAGCAGGGGGGCGCUAUUGAAGCGACUUAAGAAACUCAGCAACAGCACACGGGCCGGCUCCAGCUGCGUGCAGGCCGGCUCCAGCUGCGUGCAGGCCGGCUCCAGCUGCGUGCAGGCUAGCCCAGCUGCGCAGGACGACCAGGUGAAAAUGCCACUGCUGCGACUGAAGCUGGCGGUGUGCAGUGCGAUGCCCGCGCAGAUCGCCAAAUACAACAUGGACCUCGACGCCAAAGCCGCCAAGCAACAGUCUGAGGGGCUGGAGAGGAACGCCUCCGAGGAGGAGGACGAGGAGAAACCAGGCCGCAAAGCGGCAGGCCUGCGGAAGAAGUUCAUCUGGGACGACAGACUCAGGACCCUGCUUUGCAACCUGGUGCGCGUGAAGCUGGCCUGUUAUGCGCAGGAGCCGCGGGGGCCGCUGUCUGCGGAGGACUACCUGAAGGCCUUCAUGGAGACCGAGGUCAAGCCCCUUUGGCCCAAGGGCUGGAUGCAGUCCAGGAUGCUGUUUAAGGAAAGCAGACUUGUUCACAGUCACCUUACUGGCAACUUAGGCAAGAAGAAGAAAGUGAAGCCCAAGCCCCCCCCAGUAGUGGCCCCGCCUCCUUCAGCUCCAGCCCCCUGCCAGUCCAGCGCCACCCCCAUGGAGACGAUCUGCCUCUCGGACUCCCAGGAUGAAGACCAAGACCCCCCGUCGGACGUGUCCCGUGGCCCCACCCACCAGGGCGAUGCUGCUAAGGGUGUGGCCCAAAGCGACGGCCCUCCAGUGGCUCCGCCCCUUUCCAGCUUCCCUGCGCUGGUCUCCCUCCCUUGCUCCGCCCCAAAGGGAGGAGCCACUAUCACGCCGGCACCCAAGCCCAAUCCAGCUGGGUCCCUCUCCCCACCUAAACCAAGGCCAGCGAAUCCUGCCUGUCUGUUACCCCCCCAGCAGACUGCUUUUUGUAAGCCUGCGAUAAAACACGGGUUGGUCACACCUUCCUCAGGGCAAACCACUCCCUCCCCAGGCCGGUCCCCGCCUUCAUCUCGGCUAGCCCCGCCCCUAAACGGACUCUCCCUUCCAAAGCCUGUGCUGGCCACGCCCUCACCUGGCCCAGUCAAAAGCAGUAACCAAUCCAGCUAUGGCAGCAGCAGUACCAGCCGCAGUCUCUUUCCUCAGGCUCGGCUGAGUGGACUUGCCUCUCCCCACUUGAACCAUAAAAGUUCUCUUAAAACGCCGCAUUCUUCUCUCCACAAAGGAACCUCCACUGCUCCUCAGACCUCAUCAUCCUCGUUGCCGCCCCCAAAUCCCAGCCCGCACCAGAAUAGCAUUUCUAACUUCAUCACCCCUAUGCAGGCCACGCUCACCAAAUCCUCACACAGCAACAACCCUCCCAUCAUCAAGCUGAGCCCCCGGCCGCCUGCUCCUGCCCCCCAGGUUAGUGCUGGACAGACUGGCUACAGCCCGACCGGAGUGCAGAGCGCCCCCCUCCACGGCAGCGUCUCCGCAAGUUCGGCGAGAACCAUGCCCGUUUCGAGUCAUGUGGUCUCCAGCUCUGCCCCAGCAGUCGUGUCGACCAAUCACGGACAGCAUAUGAGAGCCGGGGGCGGGUCCAGUCAGACGGCCAAGUCAGGCGUUGGCCUUGUGUCUGUUGCAGGUCUGAGUGGCCCUGUUACCUCUCAUCUGUCGCAGGGCUCCUCCGCGGGGGGCGUUCUGCUGGGCCCUGGGCCCCCCCCACUCUCCCUGGGCCUCGGCCUUCUGGGGGGUCUGGUUCCCGUCUCCUUGCCCUUCCAGUUCCCACCUUCCCUGCUUAGCCCGGCCACCGCGGGGAAUCCCACCGGGGGGAACGGCACGGUGCUGGGAGCCGGCUCAGGAUUCAGCCCGACUCAGAAUGUCAGCCCCACUCAGGGAGGAGAGACCAAGAGGAAUUUGCACUGAAUGCAGAAAGGGCCGUACGGCCCUGGACCAAUCAGGAAGGAGGACAGUACUGACAGACAGUGGAGCUAACAAAUGGCAAUGUGUGAGAAGCUGGGGCUUCACCCAAUCAGAAAGAAGGAUACCUCGAGCAAGCGGAAGUGAUGAAAAUGGGGUAAGAUGUAGUGCGAUGAGACAACUCCAGAAAAUUAUUUGCUUUUCAUGUAAAACUGGUAAUAUAAUUGAAUAUCGCUAAGGACUGCUUUUGGAAUGGAUUCAAAACUAUUAUUUUUUACCAAUGGCUGAGAGAAGAGGGAGAAGAGAAUGUGCAAUGUGUUUCACCGCUGACACCUCUGUCCACUUCAUCUUUGUGCUUAUCAGUCUUUGUAUGCAACUUGCAAUUUUGUUUCUGUUUAUUUUACUUUAAUCCUCCCCCCCCAUGUCUACCAUACGACGGAUUUCAAGUGCAAUUUGGCUAUAGACUGUUGCUAAUUUACACUCAGAAACGUGUCUGUAUGUUUUCUAUGUGUAUUUGUUGCCUCGUCAGGUCCAGUUUAGGUGUUGGUGUUUCCCUUUCUGCUCCCAGUCUAACACAGUCUCCCAGGACAGGAUCACAUCACGCUUUGUGUCCUACUUGAAUUGUUUUUUUUUUUAUUUUGUCAUUAUGUUCCUCACUGAAAGGUGAGAUGUGCCUAGAAGUCUACAGCCAGCCUUAGACUGUAAUGAACUAUGCAAGGCAAUAAAUGGGUGAAACACUGUCAUCUGUGCAUUUGUGCUUCUA
Paramormyrops kingsleyae is the source of this 4360-nucleotide messenger RNA. RefSeq lists its product as uncharacterized. The record is from RefSeq and is a predicted model, not a curated record. Lineage: Eukaryota; Metazoa; Chordata; Actinopteri; Osteoglossiformes; Mormyridae. Gene Ontology annotation, cellular component: nucleus. Gene Ontology annotation, biological process: chromatin organization.